Molecule: messenger RNA, 2267 nt
Organism: Phoenix dactylifera (date palm)
Lineage: Eukaryota; Viridiplantae; Streptophyta; Magnoliopsida; Arecales; Arecaceae
Source: RefSeq, a predicted model, not a curated record
GCCAGAAGGAGAUGUAUUUCACCGGGAGGGGUCCUCUCCGUCUUUCUUUCUUGGAGGCGCGGUGGCGAUGGCGGCGGACGAGAGGCUGAGCAUCUACCGUGCGACGAGGAUCAUAAAGAAGAGGGAGAACUCCCGCCUCUACAAUGCUCUCCGCUCCAUCUACGAGGAUUCCAUCUUUGUCGCCGAGAUCGCCGGGCUUUGGCCGGACCUACCCCUUCUCGCCAACCUCCGUUGCGGCCUCUGGUACACUCCCCGAUUCGAAGCCACCUGCUACUUUAAGUCCACCGAUGGCCACACCAACAACUGGUCCUUCAACACCUCGCGACUCAACCUCCAUGUGGCCCACCUCGCCGGACAGCGAGGAGGGUGUAUUAUAGUGGAUUCCACCCGUAGGGGGAAACGGUUUCCGGAUAGCAUGUCGAAGACAAUACCCAUAUGGACGUGUGUGUUGAACCGAGCAGUCAAGAAUUAUUUGCUGAGAAUGCCUGCGGAAAGCCAAAGAGAUGGUGAAUCGGAGUCAUACUGUUCACCUAAUGAAAAGGCCGACGUUAGGCUCCUCUCUGAUGAUUGGGAUAACUCUCUGCAUCUUCCACUAUGGGUCCCAGAGAAUGAGAAGGCAGCUAUAGAGGGACACAUUGAAGAAUGGACCAAACAGUUGGAAGCUUGUGGUGCUGAUAUUGGUUCUUUUGCAUCAAUCUUAAGGAAACCCCUGCGCCCCUUGUGGAUUUCUCAAAAGACUCUUAUAUGGCUGAAUGAAGUUCCUGAUUGUAAUUCUUGGGACUUCACACCCAUCAUCCUGGUUUCAGCAUCUGCUUCAGAUGGAAUAGCUCAGCAAAGGUCCAUGUCAGAAUUCAGCUGGCAUUAUAUUCCUGGAGCGGGAGAUGAUGAAGAGAGCUGGGCACGGGGUCUAUCACCUAAUCUAUUUUGGAAGCAUGCAUUUGAGCUGAUAGAUUCUGGUCCUGAUCUCUGCAAUCAACGAGUUGCUGAAAUAGUUGAAAAGGAAAGGGUAUAUCGGGCACAAAGGGGUGAAUACUCACCUCAAGUUACUGUCAAGCUGCAUCAGAAAUUCUUGGCAAAAAAUCAUUCCAAUAUUAAUGGAGAAUCUAUUAAUUCUUGUCAGUUAAUGGGCUCUAAAAUUUUCAUCAAUUCCAUGAAUGCAGCAUCUUCUGAUGAAAAGCAUCCCAUCUUUUGGCUUGGCUCAACAAAUCUUGUAGUGGCAGCAGCCUUACAUGUUCCAGAUGUGCUUGAUGAUGUUGACUGUGUGCUGAACUGCGACAGCGAGUUCAAAUCAUUUUGCCUUCCAUCCGCUGAUUCCUACUUGCAUCUACCUAUAGUGACUUCAAAAGAGGAUCGGUUUUCCUUGAUUAACAACCUCCUGUCAGCAGUCGAAUUUGCCAAGUUAAGCCUGAGUAGAGCAAGGAAGAUGCUAGUUUGUUGUCAUAAUGGGGAAGAUAUUAGCAUAUGUGUGUGCCUUGCUAUUCUGUCAUCCCUAUUUGACGAAGGAGGCUCUUUUGAUGGUGGCAAGUAUUUCAUGCACACAAAUAUUACCAAAUGGGAGAUGAGGAGGCGUUUGGUACUUAUUUGCAAGUAUGCAAUAAAUGCUCGCCCAUCUAGAGGGAAUCUGAAGCAGGUUUUUGGUUUUCUCAGUCGAAAAAACGAGUCUUUGUUCACUGCAGUGCCUGCUGUUCGUGGUGCUUAGGCAUCUGCUAUGCCUUCUGUCAUAUCUUGUAAAGCACUGUCAAGAGAAACUGAUUUUGGUCACUUCCUCAUUCAUGGUUUUCAUAAGAUCGAACUUUGAAGUGCAUGAAGCAAGAUGUGCCAGCAAAUUGAGAGGCAUUGCAGGGUGCUAAAUUUCAUACGAUAAAGUUGAUGAGUUGUGCCACAUGAAAGCACAGUCAUCUAGCUGUCCUUGGAGUUGCAUUCUCAAAUCCAUGAAUUACUAUCUGUUUAGUGCCUCACACUUAAGUACCACAGUCUGAGCCACAGGAUGUUUAGUGCUCAGCUAAGAUGAAGGUUGCUAGUGAGAGGUGGAAAGUAAUUAGAAUUUCUCUGGGCACUUAGAUAUUUGGAAUUUAUAAUUGGAGAACUUCGAUUAUUUGUUAAUGGUAGCGUUAGUUUGUCUUAUUUUGAAAAGAUGAUUAUGUUUUUAUAUUUUUCUAGUAUUGUUCAAGAUUUUGUUUAAGUCUAUGUACCUUGUAUAUGUUUUGGGAUACUGUUCUUUGGAAUGUGCAGCUAUGUCAGAUGCGCAACUUGAUUGAUAGUUUCAA